Diabrotica virgifera virgifera (western corn rootworm) is the source of this 7707-nucleotide messenger RNA. Its product is annotated as zinc finger protein 112-like. Lineage: Eukaryota; Metazoa; Arthropoda; Insecta; Coleoptera; Chrysomelidae. Gene Ontology annotation, molecular function: RNA polymerase II cis-regulatory region sequence-specific DNA binding; DNA-binding transcription factor activity. The coding region runs from base 223 to 1299 and encodes 358 amino acids. Gene Ontology annotation, biological process: regulation of transcription by RNA polymerase II. The transcript is spliced from 2 exons. The record is from RefSeq and is a predicted model, not a curated record.
UCUAUGCGUCUAGUGUGUGUGGUGUGACGUGUGACAAUCAAAAUGCAACCAACACCAAGCACUCUCCUUGUUAUUUCUCUAUGCUCGAGACUCGAGACUAUUUUUGAUUUUUACUAUUAAUCUUUUGAGAAUUAUACGAUUUUGCGUUAAGCCAACGAAAUUAAUUAAUACUCAAGCGUCUAUUAGUGUAGUGAUUUCAAUUUUUGGGUGUAAAAUUGAAAUAUGGAAGUAAAAAAAGAAAUAAAUGAGGAACCAUGUAAAGUAGAAAUAGAAUAUAAUGGCAAUAAUGGCCUGGAUGAUGCUCUUCUAGAUGGCUUUAAAUGUGAAAUUAAGGGGGAAUCUAAUAGCAAAGUAAAACAAGAAAUAGGCGAAGAAGAGGAAACAUGUAAAGAAAUAGAAUAUAAUGACCUGGAUGGUGCUCUUCUAGAUGGCUUUAAAUAUGAAAUUAAGGAAGAAUCUGAUAGGCAAAGUACACAUGGCACAUAUGAUUCUUUAGACUUAAAGGAACAUCCCAUAAAUACUAAAAUUGAACAACUUGGGGACACACUUCACUCAUUUGAAGAAAACCCAAAAACUGAAAAAGAUUAUCUCCAAAACAAAAUGGAACUUGUACAUUCAGCAAUUGAACAUUCAUCUCACGAAGAAAAUUAUUUGACUCCACUUGCUAAAGGCAAAACACUAAAUAAAAAUAGGAAAGUGGUGACUGGUGAAAAAGCUUACAAGUGUGAAAUUUGUUUUAAGAAAUUUUUCCGAAAAGGUUAUUUAACUGAACACAUGAAAAUGCACACUGAAAAAAAAGCUUACAAGUGCGAAAUUUGUUUUAGGGAGUUUACUACCGCAAGCCAUUUGAAAGUACAUUUGAGACUGCACACUGGAGAAAAACCUCACAAGUGUGAAAUAUGUUUUAAGCGGUUUACUACAGCAAGUCAAUCGAAAAGACAUUUGAGAUUGCAUACUGGGGAAAAACCUUACAAGUGCGAAAUGUGUUUUAAGCAGUUUAGUGAAGCAAGUAAUUUAAAAGCACAUUUGAGAGUGCACACUGGAGAAAAACCUCACAAGUGUGAAAUUUGUUUUAAGCAGUUUCUUACAGCGAACCACUUGAAAGUACAUUUAAGAGUGCAUACUGGAGAAAAACCUCACAAGUGUGGAAUAUGUUUUAAGCAUUUUAUUACGACAAGUGAUUUGAAAAAACAUUUGAGAGUGCACACUGGGGAAAAACCUUACAAGUGUGAAAUUUGUGUUAAGCAGUUUACCCGAAAGGGUCAUUUAACGGAACACAUGAAUCAUUAUCAUCAGUAACUUGACAACCCUUUUUGGAUCCUGGCUUGUUUUAGGAUUUUCCGACAUUCUGUUCUGUUCCUUGCUUUGUUUUUCCGGUUGAAGUGUUUUCAAUUCUUGUUCCAUGUAUCUAAGUUUGGAUCUUCCCUUUGACCUUCUCCCUACUGUUGUCUGCCUCAUUAUAUGUUUUGGUGUUUUAGUCUCCAACAUUCGUUCAACUUGGCCCAUCCAGCGCAGACAUUCGGUCUUUAUGGAUGUUAUGACGUCGGGCUCGUUGUAUGCUGCGAAUAGUUCAUGAACAUGACAACAUGAAUGUUCACACUAAAAAUUUUCUAUUAGUUAGAUAAAAAAAUUUCUAUUAGUUUAAAAAUUAAAUUAAACAAGCCAAAGAAUCCUGGCUCGAGAAUUCCUGUAAAGAAAUAGAAGACCUCCAAAAAAAACAUGACAAUUUCAACCUCCACAAGAAACUUAAAUACACCUCCGAAAAUGCUCACGUACUUAAAAACGCAGACGGAAAAAUUUGUGAUCACGAACAACAGUGCAAAGAAUGGGAAAGAUACAUCACUGACCUUUUUGACGAUGUUUCUCGAGAAAAUGCUCCACAUACUACCUGUGGCAACCAGUUAGACAGAGGUCCCAGUAUACUGACAAAAACAAUAAAGCACCCGGACCAGACCAAAUCCCUGCUGAUCUACUUACACUUUUUAAUGAGGAAAACAUUACCUACUUAACCACUUUCUUUAACAAAAUUUACAUCGAAGGAAAAAUACCAGAUGAUUGGUUGGAGUCAUUGUAUAUAACAUUAACAAAGAAAAGCAGGCCAACCAAAUGCAGCGAUUUUAGACUAAUCAGUUUGAUGAGUCACGCACUUAAGAUAUUUUUACGAAUUAUACAAAACCGAGUAUUCCUUCUGUGUGAAAGUAGAAUGGGUAAUAAGCAAAGUCAGGCAAAUAUGCAGGCUGAAAAGGAAGAUAUAUGCGCAUAUAUAUGCAUAUUAUUUGUAUUAAAUAUGCAAUUAUAUGCAUUUAUUUAUGUCAAAUAUGCAUGUAUUAUUUGUGUCAAAUUUGCAUGUAUGUACAUAAUAUUUUAAGUAUGAAAGUUGCUGUGGUACUAUUUUAUUUUUCACCAAUUCUUUGAAAAAGUAUAAGUGGUUCAGAAGAAUCUACUGGCUUCAAUUAAGCAAAUAUUUCUGCAUAAAACAUUGCAGCCUCUAAUCAAGUUCUCAUCCAGUAACAAUAGGUUUUGGUGGAAGAGGAAGAUUCGGCAAAUGUUCUUUAUACAGCUGAUACCUUAUAGGUGCCUUAAGAAAUAUUUUGUUUAUAUUUGAAAUAAAAUUAUUAACAAGAGCAAAUUUAUUUCUAAUUUCUUCUGCGACCCUAUUUAAACCAUGUGCUAGGCAAGUUGUAUGUACUAAACGAGGAUAAAAAAUUUUCAAAUUGCUUCCUACUUUAACCAUGUAAGGUGCAGCAUCUGAAAGAAAAAUAAAAAUUUUUCGUUGGGAACAGCUAAAGAAAGAAAAAAAAAUUGCUAAACUGUCUUGCAAAAACCUUAAAACUGUUACCUAGUGCGUUGGUUUUAUUCAACUUCUUGGAAUCAAUUGAAUGCGAUUUACAAGCUUGCCCAUUUUUAAGAGACCCGAUUAAUAAAUGUGCGAUAUAACGUCCAGAAGAAUCAAUUGUUUCAUCCACACAUACAUAAAAAGAAUUGUCUCCUAUUGUCUCUAAUUUUAUGAUAUUCAGUACCGCAGAAUAUACCUACAGAAUCGACCUCAUUUCUUCUUAAGCUUCUUUCACUUGGAAUAUUCCAUUUGCACUAUUUUCCAAGAAAUAUUCGCAAAUUUUCCUUUGAUAAUUUGGACAAAGAUAUAUUUUAGCUUAACAAUGCUUCGAACAAAUCAUGGUUAAAUGUCUCUUGCUCACUUUAUUUCCGAUUAGUUGAUUUUAAGCACCUAGAUAUCGAAUCUUGCUUUUUCUCUCCCGAUUCUAAUUUAUUUUUUUUACCGGUGUGUAAAGCAGUUUUGCAAUGCUGGAUUAUUUGGAAUUUUUUUUUCGCAUGGAAUCUGCAAAAAAAUUCCUACAGUAAAUCUAAUAAUAAAACACUGAAAACGUUUGUUUUCUAUACUUCCACAGAAUUUAUUAUAACUAAGUGACUACAGCUGUUUCGGCAGAGUGCCUUUCUCAAGUGAAGCACUCUGCCGAAACAGCUGUAGUCACUUAGUUAUAAUAAAUUCUGUGGAAGUAUAGAAAACAAACGUUUUCAGUGUUUUAUUAUUAGAUAAAAUGAACUUCCAUCAAGUAACGGUCGAAUCCAUCAAUUAUCCUACAGUAAACUAAAUAACUUUGAGAUCGGGGUUAUUUAAAGCAUUUUAAAUUAAAAAUGUAUAUUUUUUGGUUUUCUGAUUAUUUUCAUGCAAUUUAAAAUAUUCAGGUUUACUUUGUAUUUACUUACUGCAUGCUGAGCAUAAUAAUUUUCCCAUAUCAAUGGCCAAUUCUGGAUGCCUUGAUCCACACAGAAAUAUAAGGUACCUACGAAGGUAUUUGAACCAUGAAUAAACAAAUAAAUUCGCUUUGAAAACCUAUUAUAUGCACUUUAUUUUUAAAUAUACCAGUAUAUGCAAAAUUCAAAAGAAACUACAAAAAUAUGCAAAUGCAUAUGCACUAUUGCAUAUUUGCCUGACUCUGGUAAUAAGCAAUUUGGAUUUAGAGAUGGUCUAGGAACUAGAGAGGCACUAUUUUGUAUGCGCGUUAUUUUACAAAAAAAGCUGUGAAUUCCGAAAGAACGUUUAUGUUUGUUUCAUCAACUUCGAGAAGGCAUUCGACCGAGUCCAACACUAUAUACUUUUCAAUUGCCUACAGGCAGCAGGACUUGACCAUUACGAUAUAAGACUGUUAAAAUACUUAUAUUACAAUCAAGUAGCAUCUAUCCAAGUUGGAGAUAGUCAUAGUGAAAAACUACCCAUCAAACGUGGAGUGCGACAAGGUUGUGUUUUGUCACUUAGUCUCUUUAAUCUGUACUCUGAAGAAAUCUUUAGGGAGGCUUUGGACGACAGACAAGAAGGAGUAAGACUGGGCGGAGAAAUAAUCAACAAUAUCAGAUAUGCUGACGACACAGCCAUUCUUGCAGCAAAUUUAGAAGAUCUCCAGACAUUAGUAAAUCUAGUCAGAGAAGCAAGUUACCGGAGAGGCCUAAAAAUCAAUAUUUCAAAGACAAAGUGGAUGGCAGUUGGAAAGAUAAAUGUAGAUCCAGGCGUGCUUUCUCUUGAUGGAGAGAAGAUAGAACGGGUAAACCAUUUUAAAUACCUUGGCAGUUGGUUAAAUGUAAAUUGCGAUUGUGAUGAAAAGAUAUUAACCAGGAUUGAAAUAUCACACGUAAUAACCAGUUUUAUGUAACCGAAGCCUGUCAAGCCGAAGAUUCGCAAAAAGGUCCUAAAAUGUUACGUGUGGUCUAUAUUAUUGAAUGGUUGUGAGACAUGGACGUUAAAAACCACAAUUCUAAAUAAAUUAGAAGCAUUCGAAUUAUGGUGCUAUCGACGAAUCCUAAAGAUAUCGUGAGUUUCGCACACUUAGAAUGAAAAUGUUCUCCAAAUGAUGAAUUCAGAACGUCUGCUCAUAAACAGGAGAAAAACAGAAUACUUCGAUCAUAUAAUUAGAGGGCCUAAAUACCAUCAACUUCGCCUUAUAAUACAAGGAAAAGUGGAGGGAAAGAGAUGGAGUGGUCGAAAGAAACUUUCAUGGUUGCGUAAUAUUAGAUAAGGGUGUGGUUCCACGGUAGAAGCUUGUAAACAUGAUGACAGCCAACGUCUGAAUACGGACACGGCACCUGAAGAAGAAGAAGGUAAAACCACACUUUGAAUGUUUUCUACACAGGAUUUCCUGGGUAGAAUUUACACAAUAGGUUUUAUGAAGAUAGAAAUUAUUUUGCUACCAGUGGCGUAACAACAUUUGGAUAAAUUUCUGUAAGAAGCAGCAACACAAACACCAGUGAUAGCAAUAACAAACAGAACUCUCCAUGGCCUUCAAAACAUCUUUGAAAGAAAAACCUAAAAUGUCCAUUCAAGCGUAACGUUAAGAAGACCGAUUUUGAUAUGUGGGGCUAAAACAUGGAGUUUAUUCCAAACCGAGAAGAGACUAUUUGGUAUCAUCAUCAUCAUUCUCUUUGCCUUAUCCCUAUGCGGGGUCGGCUUCCCUAAUUGCAUUUCUCCACACAAUUCUAUCUUGGGUCAUAUCAAUGUUAAUUCCCUUUACCAACAUGUCCUGCCUUAUCGUCUCCCCCCAGGUCUUCUUUGGUCUUUCUCUCCUACUCCUUCCAGGAAUCUGCACUUCAGCUAUUCUUCGUAUUGGGUGAUUAACGUCUCGACGUUGAACAUGACCAAACCAUUUUAACCUAUGCUCUCUCAUGUUGGCAUCAAUUGGUGCCACACCUAGACUUCCCCUAAUAUACUCAUUUCUAAUUUUAUUCUUCUGUCACUCCACUCAUCCAUCUAAGCAUUCUCAUUUCCGCCACAUGCAUUCGUUGUUCCUCUUUCUUUUUCACUGCCCAACAUUCAGUUCCGUUCUAAGUUUUUGUCCUACUAAGUUUUAAACCUUUUUCCUCCAGAGCUUGUCUCCACUGUUCCAAGUCUCUUUCACUAUUUCCUACUAACACGACAUCAUCAGCUUACAUUAAGCACCAUGGAAUGUUACCCUGUAGUUUCGCUGUUAUCUGGUCCAAAACUAAUGAGAAUAAAUACGGACUAAGCACAGAGCCUUGGUGCAAUCCUACUUUCACAUGAAAUUUAUCAGUCUCUCCCACACCUGUCCUAGCACUAGUCGUUACUCCCUCAUACAUAUCCCUCACAAUCUUUACAUAUUCACUAGGGACUCCUUUCUUAUUGAGUGCCCACCACAGAAUCUCUCGAGGAACUCUAUCAUAUGCUUUCUCAAGAUCAAUAAAUACCAUAUGAGCGUUUGUUUCUUUACUCCUGUAUUUUUCCAUCAACUGCCUUAUAAUGAAAAUUGCUUCUGUUGUUGAUCUACCCUGCAUAAAGCCAAAUUGAUUCUCGGAUAUUUCGGUCUCUUCACGUAUCCGUCUAUCAAUUACUCUUUCCCAUAUUUUCAUGGUGUGGCUAAGUAGUUUUAUAGCCCUGUAGUUUGUACAUUGUUGUAUAUCUCCCUUGUUUUUGUAAACAGGUACCAGUAUACUGCUUCUCCAUUCGUCUGGCAUUUGUCCAACUUCCAUAAUUCUAUUAAAUAGACCUGCUAGCCACCUUGUUCCUGUCUCUCCCAAUGCUCUCCAUACUUCCCCAGGAACAUCAUCUGGUCCUACCGCUUUUCCUUUCUUUAUUUUUUGAAGCGCUUGAGCCACUUCCUCGUUGGUUAUUUUGGUGACCAUUGCUGCUACUGUCUCCGUUGACUCUACAGGCUGUCUGUCAAAUUCUUCAUUUAAUAAGCUGUCAAAGUACUUUCUCCAUCUCUUUUUGACAUCCCUUUCGUGAACUAGUAUUUUAUUAUUUUCAUCUCGGAUACAUCUAAUCUGAUUAAAAUCUUUUGCUCUCUGUUUGGCUAUUUUAUAUAUCUUCGUUUCGCCUUCCCUGGUAUCAAGUUGAUCGUAUAGGUUUGAAUACGCUUCUGCUUUGGCUUUUGCUACUGCUACUUUCGCUUCCUUUUUCGCCACCAUAUAGUUUUGAAGAUCUGUGUCGGAUCUGGUUUCUUGCCACUUUUUAUACAAUUUUCUCUUCUCUUUUAUUUUUCCUUGUACUUCGUUUGACCACCACCAAGUCUCUUUAUCCUCAAACUUUUUUCCUGACGUUUUCCCAAGUAUUUCAAUAGCAGUCUCUCUAAUACUACUGGCCAUUUUUCUUCAAAUUGUAUUAGCGCUUCCUUUCAUGUUCCAACAUAUUUUUUCUACUAUUCUUCUCCUGAAUAGACCUUCUUUCUCAUCUUUCAGCAGCCACCACUUGAUUUUUUGUGGUCCUCUCCGAUAUUUUUGUUUAGUUUCGCUUUACAUAUGUGGGGCUAAAACAUGGAGUUUAUUCCAAACCGAGAAGAGACUAUUUGGUAUCUCUGAGAGAAAAAUAUUUGGAAAGAUUUUUGGGUCCAUAAAUAAAGAUGGUGUAUGGAAUCGAAGAUAUAAGAAAGUGCACAGGCUAUGAUGGGCUGGACACAUUGCUAGAAUGUCAGAUAAUGGCACACGAAGACGUUCUCAAACCCAGAGAAUAGAAGAAGUAGAGAAAGACUAUAGAAAAUGUAUUGAUAAUGUGGAAGAAGACUUUACGAUUCUAAGGGUCAGCAGAAGGAGGAAAGUUGCUAGAAACCGACGGUAGUGAAGAGUUCUUUGUCUAAUCCACAAAGGAUUAUCGAGCAAAUUAUGAUGAUCAUGGGAAAUUGACUUUGUCAAAAUUUUAUUAUGCUUCACUUUGUUUAUUAAAGUUAUUUUUUACAGUUGUAUUCA